Messenger RNA from Geodia barretti, 2488 nucleotides. Lineage: Eukaryota; Metazoa; Porifera; Demospongiae; Tetractinellida; Geodiidae. The record is from the annotation of a GenBank genome assembly.
AUGGCACCGAAGAAGCGAAACACUUCACCUCCGUCUCCUUCAUCUCCCUCGUCCUCAGGCGCGGUAGGAACUGGACUAGGAAGUGGCAGUAAGCGGCCGACACGGCCGGGGUUCUCAGUGACGCAGCUAGCUGCCCUGUUCGUGUUUCUACUGGUCGCCAACUACCUGGGAGUCACCUGGUUCCAGGAAUGGUGGUCUACUGGUGGCUCUCCGGCCGACUCGGCCACCCUGUACCGGGUCUCGGGAGCCGUGCAGAUCCGACAGCUGCCGUCUCCAGACGCGGACUUUGCGGAGGAGUGCCGUGCAGGCGGGCUACCUAUCGUACUGAGGAACUCUGUCGUGGAGAAGUGGCGGGCAAGACAUCACUGGACGCCCAAGUACCUCCAGUCCCGUAUACCCCGCAUGAACGGAGUUUACCAGAAUGACAACAGGUGGUUUGGACCGUACUAUGACUCCAGCAAACCUCUAGCCCACCUCUCCACGAGGACCAACAUCUAUGCCACCAACGUUUCCAUGAGCACCAAGAAAUUCUUCAAGAAACUGAAGCAACCGUUGGAGGGGGAGUUCCUGUACUUUACGGGGGAUAUUUACACGCUGGGAGAGUGGGCCAUGGAGGACAUUCAGCCACUAUCUGAGCUACUUCUGUUGAACCCCCGGCGAUCGUCAGUCAACGUCUGGAUGGGCCAACCUCACGUGAUUGCUCACUGCCACUAUGACGGUUACCACAACUUUUACACACAACUGCACGGUACAAAGAAAUUCACGCUUUUCAGUCCAGACAACUGGCCUGGUCUCUACCCCUAUCCGUUUCUCCACCCAAGCCACGCACAGGCUCAAGUCAACUUGAGCAACAUUCGUGAUAUCGAUAGCUUCCCACUGGCAGGUGAAGUGAAGGCACUUGAGGUAAUACUGAGACCGGGAGACCUCUUGUACAUGCCACCUCUGUGGUUUCACCUGGUGGAGUCUGUGGAUACCAGUAUAUCAGUCAAUGUGUGGACAGACUCGGUGCAGACACUGUUAGUGGAGGACAUUUUUGCCGUCCCUCUCCCCACUGAGACUGUAGAGUGGAGCAGCGGUCAUCAAAAGGCGAUAGCAACCUCUGUCACGAUCCACAGUCUACUGACCGAAGUCUGUCACAGGAGACACUGUCGACAGGUGAAAGACGAUCAUUUUCUCGACAACCAGGGCCUCAGACCUCUCGAGGGGGAACUGUAUUUUGUCUACCAGCUGUGGACCACGCGGUAUAGAACACUAAUGGAAGAGGGCCCCCUUCCUAGUGGAGUUCACGACCCCACGUCCACUAGUGAAGGGAUACUGUGUGAGAGAAUGAGCACCAAGGAGUCGAAAACAGAGCGAGAGGCGGCAACUGUUUCUCUAUUUAAUGCCGACCUGAAAGAGUAUGUGGAGCGUGUGGCUGGAGCCGUGGAUAAGUUACCAGAUGAGACCUGGGACAUGUGGACUGGCAACUAUGUUGAGUAUCUCGCUGCCACUGCUGUACAAGUGGAGAUGAGAAGUGGGCGUGUCUCACGUGUGGCGUGCGUGUUUGCAAUGGCUCUUCUUUCGGCUUUUCUUGAAGAUGACGCAGACGAGCACGUUCUCCCGUGGAUAUGGAUGGGGCUCUUGGCCUUGAUGGCCGCCUUCUCGUGUCUCGGCUUCGUCGGGUGUGCCAAGGUACCGUACGGUCGCUACGGAGACCAGCGGAGCCUACUUUCAGCGCUCCGACUGACGACUUGCAAGGUGCCGGCUCGGCUGGCGUGGAUGGUGCAAGAGAUACCGGCCGUGGUGGUGCCGCUCUAUCUAAUUCUGAACGUCGGAGGACGCUACGUCGGGGCUUUCAAUCCUAACAUAGUCCUACUUGGGAUGUUUCUCCUUCACUACGCAAAUAGGACAUUUCUCUAUGCUGCAUUGACGCGAGGCAAGACAACUCCGCUCGCACCGGUAGCUUUUGGUUUUUGCGUCUGUGCCGUCAACGGCUACCUGCAGGGGCGCUACCUCACACACUACGCCCGCUACGACCUCUCCUGGUUCACUGACCCGCGGUUUAUGGUGGGUCACCUGGUGUUUCUGCUGGGGAUGGCCAUCAACAUUCACUCUGACAGCAUCCUCAGAUCUCUCAGAGCUCCUGGAGAAACCACCUACAGGAUCCCCAGAGGUGGAAUGUUUGAGUAUGUGUCAUGUGCCAACUACAUGGGGGAGACUCUGGAGUGGGUGGGCUACGCCAUAGCCUGCUGGUCUGCGGUGGCUGCUCAGUUCUCUCUCUGGACCUUCCUCUUCCUUGGCUCACGAGCUCUCCAACACCACAGGUUCUACCAGGAGAAGUUUGAAGACUACCCAAAAUCAAGAAAAGCCUUCAUCCCGUUCUUACUAUAGCACUUAUAGCGAAACAAGAACAUUUUGGGUGUGGAAAAUGCAGUGUAUUGUUAAACGUUUGCACAUCACUUUGAAAUUCAAAAUAGGUAAUAGCAAUGUAUGUACAAAUUAUGCAUUC